Molecule: messenger RNA, 699 nt
Organism: Chara braunii
Lineage: Eukaryota; Viridiplantae; Streptophyta; Charophyceae; Charales; Characeae
Source: the annotation of a GenBank genome assembly
AGAAUAAGGCUGUGUGUGUUUUUUUUUUCCUGGCGGGAAACCGAGGUUGUUUUGUGUUUGGCGGGAAACAGAGGAUGUAGGAUGAAGAUGAAUGGCAGUGAGAGUAGCUGAAGGAGGAGGUGGUAGAAGAAGAGGAGGAGGAGGAGGAGCAGGAGGAGGAGGAGGACAAGGACGAAGGGAGUGUCGGGGAGAGGAGACGGGAGUCAGAGGAGCUGAAAGAGAAAGGUGGAUAGUCGGAGGAGGAGGAGGAACAGAAGGAGGAGGAACAGAAGGAGGAGAAACAGGAGGAGGACAAGGAGGAGGAGGAGGAGGAAGAGGACGAGGAGGAGGAGCAGGAGGGAGAGUAACAUUAGUUGGGAGUGGUAAGAAGAUGUGUAGGAGGAAGUCGUAGGAGAUGGGGAAGCAGCUCGCAGGAGGAGAAAGCUGAGGAAGAGGAGGAGGAGGAGGAGGAGGAGGAGGAGGAGGAGGAGGAGAGGUAACAUUAGUUGGGAGAAGUAGGGGGAUGAAUAUGAGUCGUAGGAGAGCGGGAAGCAGCUGAAAGAGGAGGCGGCGGAUGAAGAAAGUGGGCUCGGACGGAGGUAGACGGAGUAGGUAAUCUGGCCAGGAUGACGUGGAAUCGACGAUUGUCUGUGAUUGGUUGCUGGAUUCAGAGAAAGGGACGUGCGCGACGGGUUCUAUGUUUGCAUGAGCCUUGCCAGU